Platichthys flesus (European flounder) is the source of this 5196-nucleotide messenger RNA. It is a transcript of the gene slc39a10, whose product is annotated as solute carrier family 39 member 10. Bases 363 to 3116 code for a protein of 917 amino acids. Gene Ontology annotation, biological process: zinc ion import across plasma membrane; positive regulation of B cell receptor signaling pathway; intracellular zinc ion homeostasis. The record is from RefSeq and is a predicted model, not a curated record. Gene Ontology annotation, molecular function: zinc ion transmembrane transporter activity. NCBI's taxonomy places the organism in Eukaryota, Metazoa, Chordata, Actinopteri, Pleuronectiformes, Pleuronectidae. The transcript is spliced from 11 exons. Gene Ontology annotation, cellular component: membrane.
UGCAUUACAAGCAUCUUCAUGCAGACCAACGAGUCAUCCUCAUAACAUUUUCAUUAAUCAGAUUUUUUGAUAGUUUAAUGGUAUUUUCAUAAAGCGGUACAUUUAAAUUCCUUCCCCGGACGUCUCCUCAUACUCUCCUCCAUGUGUUUGUCUGUGAACUGAUGGUGUCAGGCUGUGGAGAAAUGAAGUGCAGGUGCAACACGUUCACAUACGUGGGAUCGUUUAUAAGUGGGACUCAUAAACGAUGUUGGGUUGGGUGUUUCUCUUCUUCCUGUUGACAAUAUUCUAGGGAUUCUCUAUGGGAGUCAGACACUGGCUUGAUACAGAGAUAAGGUGGAUGUGUGUGGUCGUGUGAGAAUCAUAUGAAGCGGCUUAAGGUCAAGACUUUUUUUCCCCCUCUGAGAAAUAACAAGAUUCCUGCCGUCAUCAACAACAUGGGAAAAGACAGGGGAAAUAUUUUUGAGGGGCCCAGAAGUGAGGGGACAAUGCGAGUCCACGUGCACACCAAGUUCUGUUUCCUGUGUGUGCUCACCUUCCUCUUCCAUCAGUGCAACCACUGCCACGGAGAAGGCCACAGCCAUCAGCACAGUGAACAUCCCCAAGACGGCCAUGACCACGUCCACAGCGACCUGCAGAUUUCUGAGGCUCCAUACACGAGCGGAUCCACUGUGUCACCAGAGUCCAAGAGUCCCAGAGGGGACACUCUAGAGGAAGAGCAGCGCUUCUACAUCCAGCAGCUGUUCAGCCGCUACGGCCAGAAGGACCGGCUAGAUUUCAAGGGAUUUCAGAAUCUGCUCUUUAGCCUGGGUUUGGGUGAAGUGAAGGUGGUAGGUGCAGAUCACGAGGAACUGGGUCAUGACCAUGUAGCCCACCUUGACUUGGUGGAUAUACAAGAGGGGCUUCACACGCAUUCACCCAAGGAAGACCAUGGUCAUGGUCACGGGCAUGGUCAUCAACACCACAAGCCUGGCCCAGACCGUCUGCACAAGGCAGAGGCUACCACAGGGUGCAGCCAGCACACCACUGCUGCCAGUCCAGCUGCUGGUGCACCUACAGGGCAUGACCAUAAACAUGAGCAUGGCCACAAUCAUAGACAUGAUGCAGAACAUAAUCAUAAUCACAGCAAGGUAAAGGAUAGUGACCAUAAACAUUCUGAUGGACAUGUGCAGGACACACAUGAUCAUGAUCAUGAAAACAACCAUGAUCAGGUGGCACAUGACAAACAUGAGCAGGUACAGGUGCAGUCGAACCCCAAGGACAUAACUUCUCAACCUCAUAGUGAACAUGACCAUGGUACACAUGAACAUAACCACGGUGAUCAUGACCACGGUGAUCAUGACCACAGUACACAUGACCAUGGUACACAUGAACAUGACCACGGUACACAUGAACAUGACCACAGUGAUAGUGCCCAUCCAGCACAGACUGUCACUGACAGUUCUCUCAUCGACCAGGAGCAGUUACCCACUGUCCCCUCAGAGCCGUCCCCAAUCCCUCAGGAGACCUCUCCUGCCCCAAUAGGAAGCAAGACCAAGAAGCCCAGGAAUCCAGCGCGGGUCAGAGGACAGCGUGGGCGAAACAAAACCUCUUCUUCCAAAUCUCCAUCUGACGACCAUGACCACAAACAUGGACACGGACACAGUCAUUCUCAUAAACAUAGGAGAGAAGCCCCAGGAGGGCACGUCACCACCACUCUGCCAGCCCCCGUCCUGCCUGGGCAUUCAGCUGGAUUUUUACAUCAGCAUGAGGAGUGUUUGAACCUGACGGAGCUCCUCACCUACUAUGGCCUGAAUCCCGAAUCACUAAUCUCCCCCAGCCAGUUCACCUACCUGUGUCCUGCCCUGCUCUACCAGAUUGAUAGCCGCGUUUGUAUCCGCCAUUACCACCAUAUGGAUGUCGAGCAGGAAGCCUUGGAGAACGUCAGUACUGUGAUGGUCUGGGUCUGGGGCUUUGUGUCCAUCACCAUCAUCAGCCUGCUGUCUCUGCUGGGCGUGGUGCUCGUGCCCAUCAUCAACCAAGGCUGCUUCAAGUUCCUGCUCACCUUCCUGGUGGCGCUCGCAGUGGGAACGCUCAGUGGCGACGCCCUGCUUCACCUGCUCCCCCAUUCUCAAGGACAACACAACCACAGCGAGCCCCGGACGAGUGACAAGACGGACAUGCUCACAGAAUUCGAUGGAGUGUGGAAGGGGCUGACAGCGCUGGCCGGCAUCUACCUCCUCUUCAUCAUCGAACACUGCCUCGGCAUGUUCAAGGUCUACAAAGACCAACGGAGCUUGAAGAAGUCAAGCGAGGAGGGAAAGAUUGGCAGGAAGCUGUCAGACCACAAGCUGAACCGGCGCUCGGAUGCAGAGUGGCUGCACCUGAAGCCGCUCAGCGAAGACCCGGACAGCACGGCCAUGUCCUGUGACAACGGAUACAACGACACACAGCUCACAGAGUUCCAACCCCCCGACUCCCCCACUAACAAGACGCCGCUGGCCCCCGCACUCCCCCAACAGGACGAGCCGUCCCCCGCCAAAGAGGACGCACCUAAGACCAAGCAGCACAGUCACAGACACGGCCACGGCCACUCUCAUGGGGGGAACUGCCACUCGGACCAGGAGAUGAAGGACGCUGGGAUAGCCAGCAUCGCCUGGAUGGUCAUAAUGGGCGAUGGCAUGCAUAACUUCAGUGACGGCCUGGCAAUAGGUGCAGCGUUCAGUGCAAACCUGACCGGAGGCAUCAGCACUUCAGUGGCUGUUUUCUGUCAUGAAUUACCUCAUGAACUUGGUGACUUUGCCGUGCUGCUGAAAGCCGGGAUGUCGGUGAAGCAGGCCAUCUUCUACAAUCUGCUGUCCGCCCUCAUGGCCUACUUCGGCAUGAUGAUCGGCACCGUGGUGGGCCAGUACACACACAAUGUCACCAACUGGAUCUUCGCCAUCACAGCCGGCAUGUUCCUUUACGUGGCUCUGGUGGAUAUGCUGCCAGAAAUGCUCCACGGGGACAGUGAGGAACACAAGCGCUGCCAGAUGGGACACUUUGUGCUGCAGAACCUGGGCAUGCUGACCGGGUUCGGCAUCAUGCUGCUCAUCGCCAUCUUCGAAGACCAAAUCGUUUUUGAUUUUGGUUUCUUGUAGAGUAGAGUAGAGUAGAGGGGGAGGGGAGGGGGGGGGCUGGAUGUUUCACCGUUGCCCCUCUUGGCCUUCACGUGCUUUGUCUGCAUCGUAGCUGCCGAGUCUUGCAUGCAGCUUGAGUCUCGUUCAUGGACCGUGCUUCCAUCCCAGCGGUAGUUCACGCACAUCUCAUGACUCUGCUUAGUGAUGUUUACAUUCUGCUCCACCGUCACUGUCAGCUCCAAUCUGUCUGCUCCCCGUGCAGCACAAGAAAAACAAGGACCAGAUGAAAGAAGAGCGAAGCUGCACUCCGACCAGGAAACUCAAUCUUUAACAGUAAAUCUGAUCCAGGUGGUGCAGGUCCCGAGCCCCCCCGGGCCGGCAGCUCGCCGCCGCUCCAUCAUCACCUGCUGCUUGUUGUCGUCGUAGUCGUCUCUUUGCAUCCUGUGCUGUGUCCCCUGUCCUCAUACAUCUGUGGUGUGUGUCCCUCUCAUCACUACCAACUGUUGAUGGCAUCACGCCACGUGCCAAGCCCCGGCCACUGGAGCAGCUCAGCUUCACGUGCCACAACAUCGUGAACAAACCCUUCAGCUCGGUGUUUCCUUUAAGCUGCAGCAGCAACAUCGAGAAGUGUUCGUCUGAAUGACCCGACAGGCUCAGUGUUACUUUCUCUCCUCCAACUGUCUCUGUUUUCUUUUGAAUAAUGUUUAAUUGUCGAAUUAGAUAUUUUGGGAAUUAAUAAACCUUUUUGUUGUACAGUUGAACUAACAGCUGCCAAAGCUUUUUAUAAAUUAGUCUUUACAGAUAUCAUUGCUUUAGUUUUAACAAUCCGUAGCCAGAGGAGACAUAUCAUUGUUAGAACUUUAUACUUUAUCUUUUUCUACAAGAAUCAGCUGAUUCAGAAUGUGAAUCCUCGUUCUGUUCAUCGGAUAGAGUCGUCGUUUACUUGAUUUACUUGAGGCGACUUGUUCUGUCCGAGGCGACCGACACUUAUCCACCGCGGGAGGUGAAGUUGAUGACGUACUGUAAUCACACCGGGUCUUUUAUCAUAUCAGUGGCUGAGCAGCUAAAAGCAAAAGUAACGUUCCGGCUAAAAGCUUUGAAAGUUUCCCUCAGUGUCGUGACAAUCGGAGACGGAGCGGGAAAGAGAAGAGCCGCCAGUCACAGCAGAAAAGAUGAUUAUUAUUAUUAUUAUUAUUAUUAUUAUUAUUAUUAUUAUUUGUAUGAUCAGUCCUCGUUAAUACAUUAAAGUGCCAAACUGGACCACGUGUGGGAUUUCAGUGGCCUGUGCUUGACACUGCCCCCCCCUCCUUUCCAUGCUUCCCCAUUUCACAUUCCAUUGGUUGCUCUAGUGGCUCACAUGCUAAGCUAGCUAGCCAGCCUAGCUCCAGCUUUUUGCCGGAGCACACAGAGAACGUGUGUGCGUCUUUACAUUUACACUGUCACUGUGUGACAUCCAUCACCUGCUUCUUUAACUGGCUGUCGAUCAUCGUCGGUCACGUUGUCAUCGCUCCGACGGAAUUGAAAUUGAAUCCGAGUCAAACGGUACAGACAACUUUUUAUUUUUCAUUCUUUGUCCUGCAAAGUUGUAAACACGCUUUGUGUUACUUUUUUUAACUGAAAGUGAGUGUGUGAAGAUCACAAAGUGAGGUCUGGGGUGAAGUGGAGCGAGUGUUGGGAGCCAUUUUGUUUUCGCUUAAAGCUAUAAGGUGAAGAUAAAGCCUGUGUCGUCAUCAUCCUCUGAAUCUUCUGCGUCUUUUACUGUUUCAUCUUCAUAUUUAAGUUUAGUGCUUUUUUUAAACAGGACCUGAAUGUAAUUUGAAACCAGUUCAUGAUUUGCUCUGUUCACAUCAGUCAUUUCCUAACGUGAAUCCAAACUGUCCUGUCAUGUGACCCAUCAGCCUCGAUGCCCCAAAUAUGAAGUGUCUUCACUGUUUAUUGGACUAGAACUUGUCCAUUAAAUUAAAGUCUCAGCUGGUUUAUUUCUUUUUUGCUCUGUUGCUUGUAUUUUGUUUAGUAUUGUGGAUAUAAGAUGUAAAAUGUGAUGCCCGUGCCUGUCUAUACAUUCGCCCCAUCACAGAAAGAAAUUAAACUCUGAAAAGAU